CGAACCCCUUUUACGUAAAGUGCGCUUCCCUGAUUAGUUUAACUGCUCUCCACGUGUUCAUUACUUAUUUAGCAUGCCACACCAACCCCCUCACUUUAGCCGUUUCCCCUCUCGAUCUCCUUCUCUUUCCUCACUCAUCUCGCACCUCACCGCCUUCGGUUUCACCGUUGGCUUUGCCGGAGAAACCGAAAGGAAAAAAAAAAAAAAAAAUGAACCGAUUCCUCCGGUGAUUGCCAACCGUCACUUACCUACCUGGUCGCAAUAUCAGGCGCCCUCUAGAGUCUCUCUCAGCCAGCUUCAAUGGCCGAAGUUAAAUCAGACGUGCCGGUGUACCUUCACGGCGACCUCGAUCUGAAAAUCAUCGAGGCGCGUUGCUUGCCGAACAUGGAUUUGGUCUCGGAGCGCCUCCGCCUAUGCUUCGUCGCAUUCAGCUCCUGCGGCGCACCGUUCUUUGACAAGAACAAGGAGCAGCAGCAGCAGCAGCAGCAGAGGCACGGUAAGAUCAUUACCAGCGACCCUUACGUCACAGUCUGCCUCGCCGGAGCUACCGUGGCUCGUACACGCGUCAUAUCCAACUCUCAAAGCCCCGUCUGGAACGAGCACUUCGAGAUCCCCCUUGCCCACCCGGUCUCCCACGUGGAGUUCUACGUGAAGGACAACGACGUUUUCGGCGCCGAUCUGAUCGGAAUCGCCUCCGUCUCGGCUCACCGAAUCGCUUCCGGCGAGACAAUCAACGACUGGUUUCCGAUAAUCGGCUCGCUAGGGAAACCGCCGAAGCCCGACGCCGCCGUCCGAAUUGAGAUGAGCUUUACGAAAUGCGAGGAGAAUCCUUUGUACCGGUACGGCAUCGCGGCAGAUCCGGACCAUUUCGGAGUCCGAAACUGUUACUUUCCGGUUCGGCGAGGGGGGUCGGUGACGCUGUACCAGGACGCGCACGUGCCGGAGUCGCUAUUGCCGGAGAUAGAGUUGGACGGCGGGAAAGCGUUCGAGCACGGCACGUGCUGGGAGGACAUAUGCGAGGCGAUAUUGGAGGCGCACCACUUGGUGUACAUAGUUGGGUGGUCCAUUUUCCACAAGGUGAAGCUUGUGAGAGAGCCGAGGAGGCCGUUGCCGAAUGGUGGGAAUUUGAGUUUGGGGGAUUUGCUCAAAUACAAGUCUCAGGAAGGCGUCAGGGUUCUGCUCUUGGUUUGGGACGAUAAGACUUCCCACAGCAAAUUCUUUAUCAACACUGCUGGAGUGAUGCAAACUCAUGACGAAGAAACUCGAAAGUUUUUCAAGCACUCUUCCGUUUCAUGUGUGCUAUCACCGCGAUAUGCCAGCAGUAAGCUUAGCAUUUUCAAACAGCAGGUUGUUGGAACCCUUUUUACACAUCAUCAGAAAUGUGUGAUUGUGGACACUCAAGCGUCUGGAAAUAACAGGAAGAUAACUUCUUUUAUAGGAGGCUUGGACCUUUGUGACGGCCGCUAUGAUACACCAGAGCAUCGACUGUUUCGUGAUCUUGACACUAUAUAUGAGGGUGAUUAUCAUAAUCCAACAAUUCCUGCAGGAACUAAAGGUCCAAGGCAACCAUGGCAUGAUUUACAUUGCAAAAUUGAAGGUCCGGCUGCUUAUGAUGUGCUCACUAAUUUUGAGCAGCGUUGGAGAAAAGCCACAAAGUGGUCAGAGUUGGGGCUGCGGUUCAAAAGGGUAUCUCGUUGGCAUGAUGACGCGUUGAUAAAAAUAGAACGCAUCUCGUGGAUACUCAGUCCUUCCCCAUCAAUUCCAAAUGGCGACCCUGCAUUAUGGGUUUCCAAUGCAGAUGAUCCUGAAAAUUGGCAUGUUCAGGUUUUCCGCUCAAUUGAUUCAGGGUCUUUGAAAGGAUUUCCAAAAAAUGUUCAUGAAGCUGAAGCUCAGAAUCUUGUUUGUGCAAAAAGUUUGGUUAUAGACAAGAGCAUUCAAACAGCAUACAUCCAGGCGAUCAGAUCGGCCCAACAUUUUAUAUAUAUUGAGAAUCAAUAUUUUCUUGGAUCAUCGUAUGCGUGGCCAUCCUACAAAGAAGCAGGUGCUGAUAAUCUAAUUCCAAUGGAGCUGGCAUUAAAGAUUGCAAGUAAGAUAAGAGCAAAUGAGAGAUUUGCAGUGUAUAUUGUCAUACCAAUGUGGCCCGAGGGUGCCCCUUCAUCUGCCUCCGUGCAAGAAAUUCUCUUUUGGCAGGGGCAGACAAUGCAAAUGAUGUAUGAAAUCAUAGCAGAAGAGUUGAAAUCCAUGCAUCUUGAGAGUUCACAUCCCCAAGAUUACCUAAAUUUUUACUGUCUUGGUAAUCGGGAAGAACUGCCAAAGGAAGCAUCAGGUUCACCUAAUCAAUGUUCCAAGAACGGAGAUGCGGUUUCUGCUUCACAAAAGUUUCAACGGUUCAUGGUCUAUGUACACGCCAAGGGAAUGAUUGUAGAUGACGAGUAUGUGAUAUUAGGGUCUGCCAACAUUAAUCAACGAUCUAUGGCUGGUUCAAGAGACACUGAGAUAGCCAUGGGUGCAUAUCAGCCCCAUCACACCUGGGGCAAGAAGAAGCGCCAUCCACAUGGCCAGGUAUAUGGGUAUAGAAUGUCUCUGUGGGCAGAACAUUUGGGGAUGUUAGAUGACUGCUUCAAGGAGCCUGAAAAUUUGGUUUGCGUUAAUAGUGUGAACAAGGUUGCUGAAGAUAACUGGAGGAAGUACACGGCGGAGGAGUUUACACCAUUGCAGGGGCACAUCCUUAAAUACCCUGUUCAGGUGGAUGCCAAUGGAAAGGUAGGCCCCUUGCCUGGACACGAGACUUUCCCAGAUGUUGGCGGUAAGGUGCUUGGAUACCGCACCACCCUUCCUGAUGCUCUAACUACAUAGGGUUCACCAAUUUUCUUGUUCAUAACUUGAUGUGCUUUCAUUUUGACAUAAAAGAGGGGUCAAAAAAGACAGAAUACAGGAGCCUUCUCCAACUGAGUUUAGGCUAGCUUGUAAUCAGUUACCAACACUGUACAAGGUAUAAUGUGUAAUCUGGUGUACCAUUCAAUUCAUUAUUUUUUGGGAAUAAAGAUUCUUAAAUUAAUGAA
Molecule: messenger RNA, 3062 nt
Organism: Corylus avellana
Lineage: Eukaryota; Viridiplantae; Streptophyta; Magnoliopsida; Fagales; Betulaceae
Product: phospholipase D delta
Biological process (GO): phospholipid catabolic process; phosphatidylcholine metabolic process
Cellular component (GO): plasma membrane
Molecular function (GO): D-type glycerophospholipase activity; calcium ion binding
Source: RefSeq, a predicted model, not a curated record